This is a messenger RNA of Clarias gariepinus (North African catfish), 1298 nucleotides long. RefSeq names its product putative nuclease HARBI1. The record is from RefSeq and is a predicted model, not a curated record. The coding region runs from base 70 to 1113 and encodes 347 amino acids. The transcript has 4 exons. Lineage: Eukaryota; Metazoa; Chordata; Actinopteri; Siluriformes; Clariidae.
UGGUGAGUUUGGUAAUUAAUUAAUUAAAAGUAUAUAAAUAGGGAGCUGAACUCGUUUCCAAACUUAACCAUGGCGUGUCCUUUCAUAGAUGAGGUGGUGGAUGAGGGAGCUAUAGUCUUGCGGAGGGCAUUUCAAAGAGAGAGAACUUUCAGAGACAGGUCAGACCCAUUGGCUUUUAAUGACAGCUACCUGUAUGAGCGAUAUAGGUUCUCAAGAGAUGGGAUUGCAUAUAUUUGUAGAUUACUAAGCCCACACAUUGCAAAUAAAACACGCCGCAACAGAGCGCUCACAGUCCCACAGACAGUGUGCAUUGCACUUCGCUUUUUUGCCAGUGGAACAUUUUUGUACACAGUUGGAGAUGCAGAGUAUAUCAGCAAAGCAUCAGUUUGCCGCUCUGUACGAACUGUGUACCUUUCUUUAAAAAGACUACUCAAUGUGUUCAUCACAUUCCCUGGCCACAAAGCUAUUCGUACCAUUAAACAUGCCUUUUAUGGAAUAGCUGGUUUCCCAAAUGUUAUCGGUGCAUUGGACUGCACCCAUGUGCGUAUUAAGUGUCCGUCUGGUCCACAUGAAGCGGACUUUGUGAAUAGGAAAUCAUUACACAGCAUCAAUGUACAGAUGAUUAGUGAUGCAGAUUGCAUCAUCACAAAUGUAGAGGCCAAAUGGCCAGGCUCUGUGCAUGACUCCAGAAUCUUUAGAGCCUCAUCUCUCUACCAACAACUAGCAAGAGGAGAAUUCUCAGGAGUUUUGCUGGGAGACAAGGGAUACCCAUGCCUGCCUUACCUCUUGACUCCCUAUCAGGAGCCCCAGACAGAGGCACAGCACCGCUACAACAUUGCCCAUGCACGCACAAGAGGUCGUAUAGAGAUGGCAUUUGGGCUGAUAAAGUCAAGGUUCCAGUGCCUGAAGCACCUCAGAGUGACUCCACCUAGGGCAUGUGACAUUGUAGUUGCUUGUGUAGUGCUCCAUAACAUUGCUUGUCUGAGGAGAGAGAGGCAACCAAGGAUUGUUGAAGAGGAAGACUGGGGCAAUGAAGCCGUAUUGGAAGAAAACGAAACAGGCAGACUUAUACGAGACACAUAUGCAAAUAAUUAUUUUGCUUUAAGGCUUUAAAAUUUUCCACUGGCCCCUCAACUUUCUCCUUAGUUGAACAAACACACAGAAGUCAAAGUAUUUAAUGUGAUUUGUCUUUAUUCAGAGUGAAUCUGCCUGUUAGGGGUGAAAACACAAAUAAAUGUUGUGGAAAGUGAUCAAAAAGGUAAUGGUUUUUUUUUCUUUUCCUUUUUAAAAAAUGGUAG